AUGGCCUACGGAACAAUUGCCUCCGCUCAUGAAGCGCAGCCUGAUCUCGAAGGUAGCGACCAGGAACAGGAACAGGAACAGCCGCUGUUGGCCUCCGAUCCAGAUUUGUGGAAGCCGCCCGUAGGCUUCAUCUGGAUUGAAGUCGCGAUUUUUGCAAAUGUCUUCCUCUCCGGUUUUGAUGGCACAAUCACGGCCUCCACAUACGCCCUAAUCAGCUCCGAAUUCAACGCUGCGAAUACCUCCUCCUGGCUCACCACUUCGUACUUGAUCACAAGUACCGCUUUCCAGCCUUUGUACGGCCGCUUCUCCGAUAUCUUCGGUCGUCGCACCUGCUUCUUCACCUCGACGAUUUCUUUCCUCCUGGGAUGUCUCGGGUGCGCUGUUGCGAAAGACGUGAUCUUCUUGAAUCUCAUGCGCGCGUUGACUGGUAUCGGCGGUGGGGGUUUGAUGACAAUGGCAACGAUCAUCAACUCCGACAUGAUCCCCUUCCAGCGCCGCGGAAUGUACCAGGCCGCCCAGAACGUGCUUCACGGAUUUGGAUCCAUCUGCGGUGCCUCACUUGGUGGUUCGAUAGCAAAUACGAUAGGAUGGAGAUGGUGCUUUCUUCUACAAGUCCCAGUGUCCAUCUUCGCGCUGAUCGUUGGACGCAUCGUGAUCCCCAAAAGAGAAAAGUCGCCCACUGCAGUCGGACUGAGUGUCUGGAAGCAGGUUGAUCUCACCGGCGCCCUUCUUCUAAUCCUUGGCCUCUCGGUGCAACUCGUCGGAUUAAGUCUUGGAGGCAAUGAGCUUCCCUGGACUAAUAUCUGGGUUAUUUCGUCGUUGGUUGGCAGUUUCGUUUUGUUAGGCGCAUUCCUCCUCGUGGAGGCGAAAACGACGGCCAUCCCCGUUAUACCCCUGCGAAUGCUCCACGGUAUUCUUCCUGUUUCGACGCAGAUUGCGAAUGUCUGUGUUGGGAUGUCUGCAUAUGCUUUCCUGUUCAAUCUUCCCCUAUUCUUCCAAGUCGUCCUCCUGGACAGUGCUUCCAAGGCUGGCGCUCGUCUUGUCAUUCCCUCCUUCGCAACCCCCGUCGGCGGCCUCGUCUCUGGUAUUAUCAUGUCGCGAUACGGGAAACUAAGCCAUCUGGUGCGCGUUGGUGCAGGACUGAUGUUUGUGGGAAAUCUUCUCGUCAUGGCAAUCCAGUUCUACGAUGCCGAGUGGAAGUACUUUGUUUAUGUGGUUCCCGCCAAUUUGGGACAGGGCAUUGUUUAUCCGGCCAUUCUGUUUACCUUCCUGGCUGCUUUUGGACACGACGACCACGCUGUCUCCGCCUCAACCGUCUACCUCAUCCGCUCGCUUGGAACAGUCUACGGUGUCGCCAUUACGUCGACAAUUGUACAAAAUGAACUUUUGCGCUCAUUGCCUGGGGCAUUGCGCGGAGUACCGAAUAAAUGGAAAGUACCACUCCUCCCAUCCCUCCGACCAUGCACCUCAUCUCAUCCCCCCCACUUCUCGUCCCCCUCCUAG
Aspergillus puulaauensis is the source of this 1503-nucleotide messenger RNA. RefSeq names its product MDR family MFS transporter. Gene Ontology annotation, cellular component: fungal-type vacuole membrane. The record is from RefSeq and is a predicted model, not a curated record. Bases 1 to 1503 code for a protein of 500 amino acids. Gene Ontology annotation, biological process: basic amino acid transport; transmembrane transport. Gene Ontology annotation, molecular function: basic amino acid transmembrane transporter activity. The transcript is spliced from 5 exons. Lineage: Eukaryota; Fungi; Ascomycota; Eurotiomycetes; Eurotiales; Aspergillaceae.